Messenger RNA from Saimiri boliviensis boliviensis (Bolivian squirrel monkey), 2979 nucleotides. It is a transcript of the gene ACTN2, whose product is annotated as actinin alpha 2. The record is from RefSeq and is a predicted model, not a curated record. Gene Ontology annotation, molecular function: protein binding; calcium ion binding. NCBI's taxonomy places the organism in Eukaryota, Metazoa, Chordata, Mammalia, Primates, Cebidae.
GUGCGGCUCUUAAGCGGCGCGGCAGCUGCUCGCAGCCCGAGCUGGUGCUUCGCCCGAGACCCAGCGCCCAGGCGAGCCGCCCCGAGAGCAGCCGCGCGAAGGUCACCCCGCGCCCGCGCCCGCGCCCGCCGCCGCCGCCGCCGCCUCCGUCGGUCCGUGUCCCGGUACCCCCGUGCGUCCGAGCCCCGCGCGCCCCGCCGCAGCCCCGGCCACUUGAGCGCCAUGAACCAGAUCGAGCCCGGCGUGCAGUACAACUACGUGUACGACGAGGAUGAGUACAUGAUCCAGGAGGAGGAGUGGGACCGCGACCUGCUGCUGGACCCCGCCUGGGAGAAGCAGCAGAGGAAGACCUUCACUGCCUGGUGUAACUCCCACCUAAGGAAAGCUGGCACCCAGAUUGAGAACAUCGAAGAAGACUUCAGGAAUGGCCUUAAGCUCAUGCUGCUUUUGGAGGUCAUCUCAGGGGAAAGGCUGCCCAAACCUGACCGAGGAAAAAUGCGGUUCCACAAAAUUGCUAACGUCAACAAAGCUUUGGAUUACAUAGCCAGCAAAGGGGUGAAGUUGGUGUCCAUCGGGGCUGAAGAAAUUGUUGAUGGCAACGUGAAAAUGACCCUGGGUAUGAUCUGGACCAUCAUCCUUCGCUUUGCUAUUCAGGAUAUUUCAGUUGAAGAAACGUCUGCCAAAGAAGGCCUGCUGCUGUGGUGUCAGAGGAAAACCGCUCCUUACAGAAAUGUCAACAUUCAGAACUUCCAUACUAGCUGGAAAGAUGGCCUUGGACUCUGUGCCCUCAUCCACCGGCACCGGCCCGACCUCAUUGACUACUCAAAGCUUAACAAGGAUGACCCCAUAGGAAAUAUUAACCUGGCCAUGGAAAUUGCUGAGAAGCACCUGGAUAUUCCUAAAAUGUUGGAUGCUGAAGACAUCGUGAACACCCCCAAACCCGAUGAAAGAGCCAUCAUGACGUACGUCUCUUGCUUCUACCACGCUUUUGCGGGCGCGGAGCAGGCCGAGACAGCGGCUAACAGGAUAUGUAAGGUUCUUGCUGUGAAUCAAGAGAAUGAGAGGCUGAUGGAAGAAUAUGAGAGGCUAGCGAGUGAGCUUUUGGAAUGGAUUCGUCGCACAAUCCCCUGGCUAGAGAACCGGACUCCUGAGAAGACCAUGCAAGCCAUGCAGAAGAAGCUGGAGGACUUCCGGGAUUACCGCCGGAAGCACAAGCCCCCCAAGGUGCAGGAGAAAUGCCAGCUGGAGAUCAAUUUUAACACACUGCAGACCAAACUGCGGAUCAGCAACCGGCCCGCCUUCAUGCCCUCCGAGGGCAAGAUGGUGUCGGAUAUUGCUGGCGCCUGGCAGAGGCUGGAGCAGGCUGAGAAGGGUUACGAGGAGUGGUUGCUCAAUGAAAUUCGGAGACUGGAGCGCCUGGAACACCUGGCUGAGAAGUUUAGGCAGAAGGCCUCAACGCACGAGACUUGGGCUUAUGGCAAAGAGCAGAUCUUGCUGCAGAAGGAUUAUGAGUCGGCGUCGCUGACAGAGGUGCGGGCUCUGCUGCGGAAGCACGAGGCGUUUGAGAGUGACCUGGCAGCGCACCAGGACCGUGUGGAGCAGAUUGCAGCCAUCGCGCAGGAGCUCAAUGAACUGGACUAUCACGAUGCUGUGAAUGUCAAUGAUCGGUGCCAGAAAAUUUGUGACCAGUGGGACCGACUGGGAACGCUAACUCAGAAGAGGAGGGAAGCUCUGGAGAGAAUGGAGAAGUUGCUAGAAACCAUUGAUCAGCUUCACCUGGAGUUUGCCAAGAGGGCUGCUCCUUUCAACAAUUGGAUGGAGGGCGCUAUGGAGGAUCUGCAAGACAUGUUCAUUGUCCACAGCAUUGAGGAGAUCCAGAGUUUGAUCACUGCGCAUGAGCAGUUCAAGGCCACAUUGCCUGAGGCGGACGGAGAGCGGCAGUCCAUCAUGGCCAUCCAGAACGAGGUGGAGAAGGUGAUUCAGAGCUACAGCAUCAGAAUCAGCUCAAGCAACCCGUACAGCACCGUCACCAUGGAUGAGAUCCGGACCAAGUGGGACAAGGUGAAGCAACUCGUGCCCAUCCGCGAUCAGUCCCUGCAGGAGGAGCUGGCUCGCCAGCAUGCCAACGAGCGUCUGAGGCGCCAGUUUGCCGCACAAGCCAAUGCCAUCGGGCCCUGGAUCCAGAACAAGAUGGAGGAGAUUGCUCGGAGCUCCAUCCAGAUCACAGGAGCCCUGGAAGACCAGAUGAAUCAGCUGAAGCAGUAUGAACACAACAUCAUCAACUACAAGAACAACAUUGACAAGCUGGAGGGAGACCAUCAGCUCAUCCAGGAGGCCCUUGUCUUUGACAACAAGCACACGAACUACACGAUGGAGCACAUUCGUGUUGGAUGGGAGUUGCUGCUGACAACCAUUGCCAGAACCAUCAAUGAGGUGGAGACCCAGAUCCUGACAAGAGACGCGAAGGGCAUCACCCAGGAGCAGAUGAAUGAGUUCAGAGCCUCAUUCAACCACUUUGACAGGAGGAAGAAUGGCCUGAUGGACCAUGAGGAUUUCAGAGCCUGCCUGAUCUCCAUGGGUUAUGACUUGGGUGAAGCCGAGUUUGCCCGCAUCAUGACCCUGGUGGAUCCCAACGGCCAAGGCACCGUCACCUUCCAGUCCUUCAUCGACUUCAUGACGAGAGAGACGGCUGACACGGACACUGCCGAGCAGGUCAUCGCCUCCUUCCGGAUCCUGGCUUCCGAUAAGCCAUACAUCCUGGCGGAGGAGCUGCGUCGGGAGCUGCCCCCGGAUCAGGCCCAGUACUGUAUCAAGAGGAUGCCCGCCUACUCAGGCCCAGGCAGUGUGCCCGGCGCCCUGGAUUAUACUGCGUUCUCUUCCGCACUCUAUGGGGAGAGCGAUCUGUGAUGCUGAGGUUCUGUAACCACUGAUCCCAUCAGAAUGCAAUAAAAGCGGAAGUCACAGUUUGUUUCCUGGAAA